AUGGGUUCCAGUUCUAAAAGGAAGAAGGAGAAGCAAAAGGACUUUCAGAAACCUAAACUCAGGGUUGGGAAAACCAAAGCGAAGCCCGACAACUACACCGAUACCAGUUUCAAAUCGAAGUCAAUUGUCCUCACACAACAAUCCCUCCACCUCAACGCCCCAACUUCAAAUGCCACAUUCACGCAUAACUUAUCUCUCCUCAAUGUCAAGUCCGACAGCCAACGACGCGACUCCCUCGCUUAUCUGACUACUACUAUAUCCUCCCGACCAGUAAAUUCGCCUCUGCCACAACCGGUCAGCGUCAUUCUACCAUCUUUGCUCCCGCUCAUUCUCGAUGGCAGCAACAGCGUACGGACCCAGCUUCUCAAGCUCCUGCGGACCCUACCGCUAGGCGAUAUAGAGGACCACGUUGCCCAACUCCUGCCCUACGUUCGCGCAGGAAUGACCCAUCUUGGAGCGGACAUCCGCAGUUCUGCUGUCGAGAUUCUAUCAUGGAUGGUCGAGGUAGCAGGAGAAGCAACCGUUUCCUGCGCAGGAGGAUGGAUCAAAACACUCAACUGCUUCUUGUCUGUGUUGGGCUGGCACACCGAGGAGUCAUCACAAUGGUCCUCAAGUCGGGCUUCAUUUGGCAAGGCCGGUAGCCAGGGCAAGCCCAUGGUUAAAACGCUUGUGGCUCUAGCGAUGUUUUUGGAUGCAGGUAUUGGAAAACCUUUUAUCGGCGGUAUCGAUAGUGAGAUGCCUGGUGAUGACGAGAGCGCCGACUGGCCGUUCCCUCUUUCUCAGACCGCCCAGCACAUGAUCUCAGACUCAUCUACCCCAUUCGCAUAUCUGAAUCUGUUUGGGAAGCCGCGCGACGAGGAAGGAGAAAUGUACGAAACCCGUGAAGACAGGUACCGGGUGUUCUCCACUCGUUUCCAAUCACCAAUUGAGCGAGGGCUCAAGGGUGCCAGAGAGGAAGGUGGUGAACUGGGCCGUGCAUCAUCCGGUGCGACCAAGGUGUUAAAAGAAGCGAUUGCGUAUGGGCCCGGCCCAUGA
Penicillium coprophilum is the source of this 1035-nucleotide messenger RNA. RefSeq names its product IPI1/TEX10 family protein. The record is from RefSeq and is a predicted model, not a curated record. Gene Ontology annotation, cellular component: nucleus. NCBI's taxonomy places the organism in Eukaryota, Fungi, Ascomycota, Eurotiomycetes, Eurotiales, Aspergillaceae. Gene Ontology annotation, biological process: rRNA processing. The transcript has 3 exons. The coding region runs from base 1 to 1035 and encodes 344 amino acids.